Molecule: messenger RNA, 12419 nt
Organism: Camelus dromedarius (Arabian camel)
Lineage: Eukaryota; Metazoa; Chordata; Mammalia; Artiodactyla; Camelidae
Gene: MYO9A
Product: myosin IXA
Exons: 43
Coding region: 469-8364 (2631 amino acids)
Biological process (GO): establishment of epithelial cell apical/basal polarity; intracellular signal transduction; positive regulation of GTPase activity
Cellular component (GO): actin filament; myosin complex; axonal growth cone
Molecular function (GO): microfilament motor activity; actin filament binding; GTPase activator activity
Source: RefSeq, a predicted model, not a curated record
GGGGCCGGGGGCGCGCGGGCCGGAGCGGACUGGGACGCGGCGGCGGUUGGCGGCGGCCGGUGAGAGUCCGGCCAGCACUGUGAGGGGCGGCGGCGGAGCGCCCGCGGCGCUGGCAGAGGCGGCGACAGCGGUCGAGGCGGCGGUCCAGCGCGUGCUCUCUGGGCGGGCGCGGCGGGCGAUGUGCCUGCCCAGGCCGGGCGGAGUCUCUCUGACAGGGCGGGGGAUGCGCGGCGGCCGUCUGCCCGGACCCUGAGGCGGCUGGGCCCACCCGCUGGGGACCGUGCGACCCUCUGUGCCUUCGGCCUCUGCCGUCCCCUCCGGCCUCACCGGGGGCCGCGGCUGGGAGGCGGUUUCCGCCGAAGAGAAGGGGGCUGCGGUGGCCACCGCGGCGGAGCCCGAGUUCUUUUACAAAAAUGGUUUGCAUAGUCUUGAACACAUACUAUUCAUGCUGAUGGGACAGGAUCCAAUAUGAAUGUAAAUGAUGGAGGAAGACGACGCUUUGAGGAUAAUGAACACACGUUACGUAUAUACCCUGGGACAAUUGCAGAAGGGACAAUCUACUGUCCAGUUCCUGCCAGAAAGAACUCCACAGCUGCUGAGGUGAUUGACUCUCUUAUAAACAGACUUCAUCUUGACAAAACAAAAUGUUACGUUUUAGCAGAGGUAAAGGAAUUUGGUGGAGAAGAAUGGAUACUCAAUCCAACGGACUGUCCAGUUCAGCGAAUGAUGUUGUGGCCCCGAAUGGCUCUGGAAAAUCGCUUGAGUGGAGAGGACUACCGCUUUCUUCUAAGAGAAAAAAACCUCGAUGGAUCGAUCCAUUAUGGUAGUCUUCAGUCAUGGCUACGGGUAACAGAAGAACGUCGAAGGAUGAUGGAACGGGGUUUUCUUCCACAGCCUCAGCAGAAAGACUUUGAUGACUUAUGUAGCUUACCUGAUUUGAAUGAGAAAACUCUCUUAGAAAACCUACGGAAUCGCUUUAAGCAUGAAAAAAUUUAUACCUAUGUUGGCAGUAUUCUAAUAGCUAUUAACCCAUUUAAGUUUCUUCCUAUUUAUAACCCCAAAUAUGUCAAAAUGUAUGAUAACCACCAAUUGGGAAAACUUGAGCCUCACAUUUACGCCGUGGCUGAUGUAGCUUACCAUGCCAUGCUUCAGCGCAAAAAGAAUCAGUGCAUCGUGAUUUCAGGAGAGAGUGGUUCUGGGAAGACUCAAAGCACAAACUUUCUUAUUCACCAUCUUACUGCUCUCAGUCAGAAAGGAUUUGCCAGUGGAGUGGAACAAAUUAUUCUUGGAGCUGGACCAGUACUUGAGGCCUUUGGAAAUGCAAAGACAGCUCAUAAUAACAAUUCAAGUCGUUUUGGCAAGUUUAUUCAAGUAAAUUACCAAGAAACAGGCACUGUACUUGGUGCCUAUGUUGAAAAAUAUCUAUUGGAGAAGUCCAGACUCGUUUAUCAAGAGCAUAAUGAACGGAACUAUCAUGUAUUCUAUUACCUCCUGGCAGGAGCAAGUGAAGAAGAGAGAUUAGCAUUCCAUCUUAAACAGCCAGAAGAAUAUCAUUAUCUCAAUCAGAUAACAAAGAGACCCCUCAGACAGAGCUGGGAUGAUGGUUGCUAUGACUCUGAGCCGGAUUGCUUCACGGUGGAGGGGGAAGAUUUGAGGCAUGACUUUGAACGCUUACAAUUAGCCAUGGAGAUGGUAGGAUUCCUUCCCAAGACACGAAGACAGAUUUUCUCUCUUCUCUCAGCAAUACUACAUUUGGGUAAUAUCUGUUACAAAAAGAAGACAUACCGGGAUGACUCCAUAGAUAUCUAUAACCCUGAGGUGCUGCCUGUUGUCUCGGAACUGUUAGAAGUUAAAGAAGAGAUGCUCUUUGAAGCAUUGGUUACGAGGAAGACUGUGACAGUGGGAGAAAAGCUUAUUUUACCGUACAAGCUGGCAGAGGCUGUGACAGUGAGGAACUCCAUGGCUAAGUCUUUAUAUAGUGCCCUGUUUGACUGGAUAGUUUUUCGGAUUAAUCAUGCACUUAUGAAUAGUAAAGAUUUGGAGCAAAAUACCAAGACUUUGUCCAUUGGUGUUCUUGAUAUUUUUGGGUUUGAAGAUUAUGAAAAUAACAGCUUUGAACAGUUCUGUAUUAAUUUUGCUAAUGAACGUUUACAACACUACUUUAAUCAGCAUAUCUUUAAAUUGGAGCAAGAGGAAUAUAGAAGUGAAGGUAUAAGCUGGCACAAUAUAGAUUAUAUUGAUAAUACCUGUUGCAUAAAUCUUAUUAGCAAGAAACCAACAGGACUGCUCCAUCUUUUGGAUGAAGAAAGCAACUUUCCACAGGCUACAAACCAAACGCUGCUAGACAAAUUUAAGCAUCAGCAUGAGGAGAGUCCUUACAUUGAGUUUCCAGCUGUGAUGGAGCCUGCUUUCAUCAUAAAACAUUAUGCCGGGAAAGUAAAAUACGGGGUAAAGGAUUUCCGGGAAAAAAAUACAGAUCACAUGCGCCCGGACAUUGUAGCUCUUCUGAGAAGCAGCAAGAGUGCGUUUAUCUCCGGGAUGAUUGGAAUUGACCCCGUCGCUAUUUUCCGAUGGGCAGUUCUCCGAGCUUUUUUCAGAGCCGUGGUUGCUUUCAGGGAGGCUGGGAAAAGACACAUUCAGAGAAAAACCGGACAUGAUGAUACAACGCCAUGUGCAAUUUUGAAAAGUAUGGAUAGUAUUAGCUUUCUCCAACACCCAGUCCACCAGAGGAGCUUAGAGAUUCUGCAGAGGUGCAAGGAAGAGAAGUACAGUCUAGCUCGGAAAAAUCCCAGAACACCUCUUUCUGAUCUUCAGGGUGUGAAUACUCUUAAUGAAAAAAACCAACAUGAAACAUUUGAUAUUGCCUGGAAUGGCAGAACUGGGAUUCGCCAGAGCAGAUUAUCAAGUAGCACCUCCUUGCUUGAUAAAGAUGGGAUAUUCUCUAAUUCAGCUAGCAGCAAACUCUUGGAGAGAGCCCAUGGAAUUCUCACGAGAAACAAAAAUUUCAAAUCCAAACCUGUUCUUCCAAAGCACUUGUUGGAAGUGAAGUCUCUGAAGCACCUGAUGAGGCUGACGCUGCAGGACCGCAUCGCCAAGUCGCUGCUGCACCUGCACAAGAAGAAGAAGCCUCCCAGCAUCAGCGCGCAGUUCCAGGCCUCAUUAAGCAAGCUGAUGGAGACACUUGGUCAAGCAGAACCAUAUUUUGUAAAAUGCAUCCGCUCUAAUGCCGAAAAGUUGCCAUUAAGGUUCAGUGAUGCCUUGGUACUUAGACAGCUUCGGUACACUGGGAUGCUGGAGACAGUUCGAAUUCGCCAGUCAGGAUACAGCUGCAAAUACUCUUUCCAGGAUUUUGUGAGCCAUUUCCACGUACUUCUUCCCCGAAAUAUUAUACCAUCCAAAUUUAACAUUCAGGAUUUCUUCAGGAAAAUAAAUCUUAAUCCAGAUAAUUAUCAAGUUGGAAAAUCCAUGGUGUUCCUGAAGGAGCAGGGGCGGCAGCACCUACAGGACCUGCUUCACCAAGAGGUGCUUCGCAGAAUUGCUGUGUUGCAGCGGUGGUUCAGGGCCUUGCUCUGCAGGCAGCACUUCCUCCAGCUGAGGCAGGCAGCCGUUACCAUCCAGCGGUUCUGGAGGGAUUAUCUAAACCAGAAGCAAGUGAGAGAGGCAGCCUCGCAGAAGGAUGCUUUAGCCGUGGCCCACGCGGCCGCCGUUCUGCAGGCCGCCUGGCGCGCGCACCUGGAGCGGCAGCGCUAUUUGGAGCUCCGGGCCGCUGCCGCCCUGGUCCAGCACAGAUGGCGGGAGCGCUGCAGGCGGAGGCACGCGGCUGCCGUCUGCAUACAGGCCAGGUGGAAGGGCUACCGGGAGAGUAAGAGGUAUCAAGAGCGAAGGGAGAAGAUCGUCCUUUUGCAGUCGGCGUGUAGAGGCCUCAGAGCUAGACAAAGAUAUAAAGCUUUAAAAGAACAGAGACUAAAAGAAACAAAACUAGGACUUGGAUUGGCAAAUAUCAAGCCAUAUGCAGCUCUGGAAAUUCAGGGUUCAGACCCUUCAGAGUGGGAGGAUCGUUCCUUUGACGACAGAGUAAAAGCCAUAGAGGAGUGUAAAACUGUGAUAGAGAAUAAUCGAAUCAGCCAGGAGAGUUCAGGGGACUGGGUGAAUGAGUCCCCAGGCAAGCGACAGGAGAGGGCCAGAAGCCAGAGUGGUGUGGACGUGCAGGAAGAUGUGAUUAUGAGAGAGAGACCCAAGUCCUUGGAAGAUCUCCACCAGAAGAAAGUAGGCCGGGCCAAAAGAGAGAGUCGGAGAAUGAGAGAACUAGAGCAAGCUAUAUUUAGUUUAGAACUGCUCAAAGUCCGCUCUCUCGGUGGCACGUCUCCUUCAGAGGAACGCAGGUGGUCUGCAGAACUGGUGCCCGAGGGCCUUCAGUCUCCACGGGGGUCCCCGGACAGUGGAAGCUCUCAAGGCAGCUUGGAACUUCUGAGCUGCGAGGAAGGCCAGAAGAGCAAGCUGGAGCCCGCAAUUCUAGAUGAAGGAGACUUGCCAUUUCUGUCACCUAAGAGAUCUGGCAGUCCAAAUUCUGAGCCACAGGACAGUGCCCUCAGUGCCUCAAGUGAGAUUAACUGUACAUUGAUUCAAAAGGGGGCACCGUCUGACUCGGUGCAUUUGAAGACUGGGACUUCGAAGGAAAAGCUGGUUUGCAGUUCUGAAUCUAUUACCUGUAAACCACCACUGAGAGACUCCUUUAUUUCAAAUAGUCUGCCUACAUUUUUUUACAUUCCUCAUCAAGACCCACUGAAAACGGGUUCCCAACUGGACACGAGUAUCCAGAGAAACAGACAAUUGGAAAGUGAAGAAACACUUCCAGCUCUUACUUUGGGUAUCAACAGGGAAGCCAGAAAGUACCAUUUCUCAGGAGAAAAUCAAGUUGUUGCUUCUUUGAAUACAGAUCCUUCUAACACUGUGCUUAAGAAGUUAGAAAAGCUGAACAUUGAGAAGGAAGAAAGGCAGAAGCAGUUGCAGCAGCAGAAUGAAAAAGAGAUGAUGGCACAGAUUCGCCAGCAAACAGGUAUUUUAGAAAAGGAGCGUAAAGCCUUUAAGACAAUUGAAAAGUCAAGAACUGGUGAGUCUUUUCUGGCACCGUCUGUCCAUCAGUCAAAGCCAAGAGUAGAGAGGCCUUCUUCUCUCCUCAUCCUGAGCACCCCAAGUAAGGAGGAACCCACUGCAGUCGGGACUCCAUCAGUAGCCUUUGUAAAAGAUGCCUCCCUUGCCCCACAAGACAGCCCCUCUGGUCACUUACCCGUGAAGGACCGACCUGUCACCCUGUUCUUUGAAAGGAAAGGAGGCCCAUGCCAGUCUGGUACUAUCAAGGAAUUAGCAAAGACAGACAGACUGUCCACCCAGCUGAAUGUAGCCUCUAAACUCUCUAAUAAUCGUAUUUCAAAAAGAGAACACCUUCGGCCGACUCAGCCUUACAGCCACAAAUCUGAUGACCCUUUCAGAGACGGAACUACUGGGGCCAUUUUCUUCCUGCCGAAGGGGAAUAUGAGUAGUUCCCUUGUCACCAAGGAAGCCUUAAACAGUGGAAAUCCUCAACUCCAUAAACAAGAUGAACCAGCAUGGAAACCUGUGAAGUUAACUGGGCUGGGCCAAGGAGAGCAGGUUGCCAGACCGGCCCAUAAAAAGAAAGCUCGAAUGGCGCGGACGCGCUCCGAUUUCUUGACUAGAGGUACUUUUGCCGAUGGGGAGGGGGAUACAGAGGAAGAUGAUUACGAUGACAUUACUGAGCCCCUUCUCUCCCUUGACCAAGCUUCUCACUCUGAGCUAGGGCCUGCGCCCAGCCUGGGCCAGGCCUCUCACAGUGACUCCGAAAUGACAUCACAGAGAUUUUCUUCAGUUGAUGAAGAAGCAAAACUUCAUAAGACCAUGUCUCAAGGAGAGAUUACGAAGUUGACAGUGAGACAGAAGUCUUCAGAUUCAGAUACAAGACCUCAGAGAGCUAAGAUGCGAUUCUGGGCCAAAGGGAGACAAGGGGAGAAGAAGACUACCAGAGUGAAAGCUGCCACCCACUCGGAGGCUCCGGCAUUCUUUGCUGGCUCUGAUGUGAUUCCCGUUCAUCAGCUUCCAGAUGAAUUAGCUCAGAAUCACCCAACGCCUCCGUUGAGUCCAGAAUUGCCUGGGAGUUGCCGGAAGGAGUGCAAGGAGAACAAAGAGCCUUCUCCAAAGGCAAGGCGCAGGCGCAGUGUGAAGAUCAGCAGCGUGGCUUUGGAGUCGACACACUGGCAGAAUGACUCUGUCCAGAUCAUAGCAAGUGCCAGCGAUUUAAAAAGCAUGGAUGAGUUUCUUCUGAAAAAGAUGAAUGACCUAGAUAAUGAAGACAGCAAGAAAGACACACUAGUGGAUGUUGUAUUUAAAAAAGCCCUGAAAGAAUUUCGGCAGAAUAUCUUCAGCUUUUAUUCAUCUGCAUUGGCGAUAGAUGAUGGGAAAAGCAUCCGGUAUAAAGACCUCUACGCACUGUUUGAACAGAUUCUGGAAAAGACCAUGAGGCUUGAGCAGCGUGAUUGGAGUGAAUCUCCAGUCAGAGUUUGGGUCAACACUUUUAAAGUGUUUUUAGAUGAAUAUAUGAAUGAAUUCAAGACCUUGGAUUAUAUACCAACAAAGGUGCUAAAAACAGAGAGAAAGAAAAGAAGGAAAAAAGAAACUGAUUUGGUGGAGGAGCACAAUGGUCACAUCUUUAAGGCCACCCAAUAUAGCAUCCCUACGUACUGUGAGUACUGUUCUUCUCUGAUAUGGAUAAUGGACCGAGCCUCUGUUUGCAAAUUAUGCAAGUAUGCUUGCCAUAAGAGGUGCUGUCUGAAAACCACAGCCAAGUGCUCUAAAAAGUAUGAUCCAGAGCUGUCAUCUCGACAGUUUGGGGUUGAACUGUCCCGUUUGACCAGUGAAGACCGAACUGUUCCUUUAGUGGUGGAAAAGCUCAUAAACUACAUUGAAAUGCAUGGACUGUACACAGAAGGUAUUUACCGAAAGUCUGGUUCAAAUAAUAAAAUCAAGGAGCUUCGACAAGGUCUAGACACAGAUGCUGAGAGUGUCAACCUGGAUGACUAUAACAUUCACGUCAUUGCAAGUGUAUUCAAACAAUGGCUUCGUGAUUUGCCCAAUCCACUCAUGACCUUUGAACUCUAUGAGGAAUUUCUACGAGCUAUGGGCCUCCAGGAGAGGAAGGAGACCAUCCGUGGUGUAUACUCCGUGAUUGACCAGCUCUCCCGAACUCACCUCAACACCCUGGAGCGGCUCGUCUUUCAUCUGGUCAGGAUUGCUCUACAGGAAGACACUAAUCGAAUGUCUGCUAAUGCUUUGGCCAUUGUGUUUGCCCCCUGCAUCCUCCGCUGUCCUGACACCAUCGACCCACUGCAGAGUGUGCAGGACAUCAGUAAAACUACCACCUGUGUGGAGCUGAUUGUCGUGGAACAGAUGAAUAAAUAUAAGGCUCGUCUCAAAGACAUCAAUAGCCUGGAAUUUGCUGAGAAUAAGGCAAAGACCAGGCUGUCACUGAUUCGUAGAUCGAUGGGAAAGGGGCGUCUUCGUCGAGGAAACUACCCGUGUCCACCCUCUCCUGCCGUAGCUGGGGCGCCCUCCGUGUCUGCUGUCGCAGAGGAGACGCUGACUGGCGAGGCAGCUCUGGAGGCGGGGAUCACAGAGCAGCAGCAGGCAGCCCUGCAGCAAGAGGAGAGGGUGCUGACCGAGCAGAUUGAGAGCCUGCAAAAGGAGAAGGAGGAGCUGACAUUCGAGAUGCUUGUGCUGGAGCCCCGUGCUUCAGACGACGAGACGCUGGAGUCGGAGGCCUCCAUCGGGACUGCUGACAGCUCAGAGAACUUGAACGUUGAGUCUGAAGGUGCCGUCCCUGAGAAGUCAGAGAGAAGCUUAGCCCUUAUCUCCCCGAAGGCAGCUGGCAAGUCUGAACCUUCAAGCAGACUGCGGAAGCAGCUAAAAAAGCAGCAAGACUCACUGGAUUCAGUGGACUCUUCAGCCUCUUCUCUGUGUUCGUCCAGCACUGCGUCUUCUCAUGGGACCAGAAAACGAUUUCAGAUUUAUUCCAAAUCUCCAUUCUACCGAGCUGCCUCAGCUGGCGAGGCCCUGGGAAUGGAAGGGCCACUGGGCCAGACCAAAUCCCUAGAAGACAGGCCUCAAUUCAUCAGCAGAGGAACCUUCAACCCUGAAAAGGGCAAACAAAAAUUAAAGAAUGUGAAAAACUCACCUCAGAAAACCAAAGAGACCCCAGAGGGGACAGUUGUGUCUGGCCGCAGGAGAACUGUGGACCCAGACCGCAGCUCCGCCCAACAGCCAGCUCUCUUUGGGAGCAAUGAGUUUAUGGUCUGAACUGGCUGAUGAGUGUCCCUUCAUGGCUACGGAGUGGUAAACACAUCUCGUCUUUGGGGCCUCUUCUCACCACCUGGUCCACAGUAGCCAUCCUAAUUGUGGUCCUGCCUCUUGCCCGGGCACGCAGCCAGGACCACGUGUGCUCAGUUCCUGGGGCCCCUGCUGGAGCCUGCGAGGGGCGGUGCCGGCUGUGCCUUGGCUGCUGUGCUUGGCUAGAGAUUUCACUGAGCAGAGCACCUGGGGCCUGGGGAUUUGCGGCAGGUGUGGGGGUCUUUGUAGUUGCCGCUCCUCCCUCCUCCUUUCCCCUCCCAGAGGUGAGUGUGGGACUGGGGGGCCGCUGUGGGCCAGAGGGACCCACUGAGUUCUGACAUUUGAAGAAAACAUAUAAAUCUUUCUUAGCCAUGAAAGCAAAAGCCUUUGGGUUUAUUUUGGGAUAGUUAAGAGCUGGGGAAGAAUAUAAUUUUUUCCAAGGAUUUAUAAACAAAGAGCCUAAGCCCUUCUAUUUUAAGAUUUUUGAAAAAACACUCCCUGUUAUAUUCUGGGGAAGGUAGAAGAGCAGUUAUCGCUAUCAGGCCAUCAGGGCGUGUCUCAGACAUCUGGCCACACUAGGAGAAGCCAGCACAGGCUUGGUUUGGGCUUUGAGGGUGGUCAGUGUCACGGUAAUCAGUGCUGGUGUCGCUCCUGGCUGGUUCCUGCCGGACACACUGCACGGGCCGAAGCGUCAGUCCUCGUGCUGCUCUUGCCCUCCCUGACCCUAGAGUCGGGUUCCUCUGAUAUUUUUUAAAUGUCCCAGAGACAUGGUGAUUCCUAAACAUGAGCAUUUCAUCCUAAUCCAUGCAGGCUCUCCUCUUCGUACAGGUUAAACUGAAGGUUGUGUAUGAACCUGUUACCUGCUGGUGGAUUUCCACCAGGAACUCAGACAAAUAAUGUGACCAUUUAAUCACUUCUCCUGAAACACUCACACACAGCACUGCAUGAAUACGUGUUACAGAAAGCUGCCAAAAAAUAAAAGAGAAACGUUUUUAAUAUGACCCAUCUAACUUUUAUCUUCUUUUCCUUGGACCAUCAGUAUUAAAUAGAUAAGUAAAAUCAAGGACUACUUGAAGCUAUUUUUGUUAGUAUUUCUGGUCACUGAAGUUUACUGUAAAUACGUAUGUAUAGUAUGCUUAUCUCUCUUUAUCCUUAUGCUUCCCCCCUUCCCAUGGAAUUUCUUCCCACAGAUUAGGGCCAUUGGACCUGGUGGUGAGGGCACUCAUCCCUGGAUUGAGGGAGAAGUCAGACCAUCUUUCUCACCGCUGGGUGUCUCCACAUACCUGAGUUAUAAAAGCAUUUUAAGCUUGUUAGCAUUUGUGGGAUUAGAAAUCUGUUUUUGCUAUUUAUAAUAUAUGGAAAACGAAACAUGAUACCCUUUCUUGAGAUAAGUAUGUGAAAAUGUUUAUUUUUAAAGUUACUAAAUGCAUCUUGUCUAACUACCACAUGCACUGUUCUUAAAAAAAAAAAAGAGCCUUUACCGUCUGCAACCUGCAUUUUGGUUAUUCUUCCUUCUCCUGCUGCUCUGAUGCGAAGUUGUGGGAAUGCUAAGACUCCUGCUGAGGCAGAGUCUCCCCUGUUACACAGUGCUGACCUCAUGCCGCUGCCUCGGUGGCGUUGUCGAGCCCCAGAGGCCGGACGGGGAACAGCAUUCUGAGGUGCAGCUGCAGCUGGAGGGGGCCUCCCUCUCCCUGGUGUGGGUUCAGAGAUGACCUCGGGAAGGGGAUGUUUUAAAAUCUCCACAGUGAUGAAGGUCAGUGAGUGAAUGCUAGAUGUUACGUCCCUCAGACGUCUGCCAGCUCAUACUGUCCUGAGGAGCGAUAAAGGUAAGCUCUUCAAAGACCUGCGUUUGAGAGGGUCUCCUAGAGUUAACGCCCGGCCCUCAGCGCGCUCGUGUGGCCGUGGGGGUCUCUGGUGCCCCGGGCCCCGGACCAGGCACAGGCUGUCCCGGGGCUCCUGGGAGGCUGGCGCUCAGCUGCCGCUGCUCUCCGCCCUCCACUUGCUCCAGAACAUCGGUUAAAUAGCCCGUUUCCUUUGGCCCAAGGAGUGGCCUGGAGAACACACCUUGGCAUGUGUUCUCCUCUCUGAAUCUUUGUGGGUUUUUUGUUUUAUUGUUGUUGUUUUGCAAAAUAAGUUUUUGGCAGUUACAAAACUACCCACAUAGGUCUCUACAGGAACCAGGCGAUGGGUGUUAAGAGACUUUAUCGUUUAUCUCAGGGACCUAAAACCUGAAUUUGGAUAAAGUUAAAUAAAAAACUUGUAUUUUAGUUGCUAGAUUUGUGGAUAUCUAGUCAUUAUAGUGGAAGAAGCUGCCAGAAGGGAGGGUUGAGGGGGAUCCAUGCAGUGACAAGGGUGGAAAAUAGUGUGGAGCCCUCCCUCUGAAGGAAGGCAAGCCAUCGCUCCCACAGAACAGGCAUGGUGGUCCUGGGAAAGAGGUGAAGCCGUAACUCUCAGCCCGUCAGAACAAGUGCGGCCUCCCCUUCCUCUGGGCUUACCCGGGCCUCUGGGGUGCAAGUUAUGCUACCAUGAGGUGAUGCUGCGUUACAAUCACUCCUGAUUAAGAGAUUUCACCUUAAUGUGUGUCAAACUCAUGUCUCCUGCUGUUUCUCCUUUGACCCCGCAUGGCCGCGGUGGGGCCACCCCUUCGGAGCCCGUGCUCUACGCCCACAGCUUCUCUUUGUAGCCCACGUCCCAGCCCCAGACAGAGCCGGGAUUUUCAGUUCUCCCCAUUACAGCCAAUGUAGCCCUUGCCGUGGAAAAUGUGACAGAAGCAGAGAAGUGGAAUUUCAGGGUCACACUGUGUAUCAUAAAGUAAAGCCAAUCCACCAAGGAUUCAGGAAGGUGACGUCCUUAGUUUGUGAUGCACUUUGCACUUCUGCCAUUUUAAUUUUUUAGCCACUCUGGGCUUCUGAACGCACAGGAGAGACAGAGGGGCCUGAGGUCCGGGGAUGGGACACCAUGCUUUGGAUCCAGCUACAGCUCUUCCCUUGCUGGGAGGGCAGUGGGGACGUCUGCCUUCCAUCACAGUCGGGUGGUUUUCACUGUCAGAGACGGAGGGUCCCAGCAGCGGGCUGGAAAGAGGAGGCCCAGCAAGGUCCUGCAGGCCUGCUCGGUAUUUGCAGGCCGUGGCUUUUGAACUAUAACUAGUGAAUGUGUACCUUUCACAAGCACUUUGGUGAACUGUAGAGAAGAAAGUAUUCUCAGGAUGUGUUCAAAGCUAAGAGAGUUUUAAUUUUAAAAAGAAACAAUCUGACAGCUUUCCUCAUCCGUCCCUCUCCCCUCUUUCCCCCCCUUGGUGGGGAGAUGGACGUCCUUCUGGGCUGGCCGACGUGUGACAGCUCCUCAGCGCCGGCCCCAGGGCCGUGCUGGCCUGGGUAGUGAAGUGCCCUGGUGUCGGUGGGAGUCCUCUGCCUUUCGAUGCCCCUCGGUGACUGUUAACCACCUUCUCUGGGACCGCUCCCAUGCUGGAUUUGGUGUAAACGGCAAAGUGAUGAUUGUGGAGGUGGACCUAUUAGGUCCUGUCUGUCUCUUGGUUGAAACUUCCCAGAAAAGCCCCACCAAGGGGUCUGUCACUUUGCUGUCCAUCCAUACUUAACGCCUAUUUAUCAACCCUGUUAGGUCACCUUUUGAACCAAGUAAUUGUAUUUACUCGGGGAAAGGUGUAGACUACAGAUUAGUAUUAUAUUAUUUUAAUGGAUUUAAAGUAAUUUAUAAGUAUGCUGAGUGUAAAUUUUUAAAAGACUAUGUAUUAUAAAAGGACAUAUCCUGUGAAAUAUAUCAUUUUACUGUUUAACAGAAUAAUUCUAUAAAAAAAAUGGCUUAUCUCACCCACAGAACUGACUACACUCCUGAUGCAAUCAGCAGGCACUUUGUAAUUUCCUUUGGCUUUUUUCCUUUGAGGGGGUAGACGUCAUUUGUAUGAAGUGCAGUUUGUGUCACUCAAAGUACGCACUGUACGGCUGCACACGAGCGGCCUGACGAGCGCAUCCCUCGGCGGCUCAUUAAAGAACGAAGCUUCCAGAGCA